Triplophysa rosa is the source of this 3268-nucleotide messenger RNA. RefSeq names its product NACHT, LRR and PYD domains-containing protein 1 homolog. Gene Ontology annotation, cellular component: cytoplasm. Gene Ontology annotation, biological process: regulation of apoptotic process. The record is from RefSeq and is a predicted model, not a curated record. The coding region runs from base 230 to 3193 and encodes 987 amino acids. The transcript has 12 exons. NCBI's taxonomy places the organism in Eukaryota, Metazoa, Chordata, Actinopteri, Cypriniformes, Nemacheilidae.
ACCAGUGGUUUCCACCAGGGGUUUGGGCGCAAAAACUCCUCCGCGACAUUUAGGUCAAGACAUUCGGAUCUACAAUAAGAAGACUUCAGUAGAUUAAGACCUUCAAAUGUUAAAAGCAGGUUAAUCGACAUUCUCCGUUUUUAUAUCUAUGCUGUAAAUGCAUUCUUAUAAUUUCGCAUGCUGGGAGACAGUGAAACAGACGACUUUCCCGAAGAAACGCUCGUGAGACAUGGACCAUGACGCAAUUCGUGCUCAGUUUGUGGACGCUCACUGGGCGACACUCGUUCAAAGGGUGGACAAAGCGGUGAUGCCAAUAGCAGAUGAGCUUUGGUCAAAUGAAAUGCUGGGAUGGGAGUCAUACUGUGAGAUCAAAGCAGCAGAUACCAACCAGAAGAGAAUGAGGGUGUUACAUGGAGUCUUGCAUUCUGGAGGAAAUGCAGUUAAAUCUGACUUUUAUUCUGGACUGGAAAAGCAUGCAUCGUUUCUGCUUAGAGAUCUGAGUACCAACCCACCAACUGCUGUAGAUCCUGAUGCUGUAGCAAAGAGUUUAGAUGGAUAUAAAAUGUGGAUCCAGAGGGAAUAUGAGUUUGUGACAGAGUAUAACUCACUGCCUGGUGAACAUGUGCUGCUGUCUGAGCGCUACAUACAGCCUCUGAUCAUAAUGAGACACAGAGAGAAGAAAGAGAGAACGGAAGAGUUGUGCUUUAUGGGAGAAAGUUUCCAACAGUUGAUAAGCUCAGAGAAUAAUGCAGAGAAAGAAAACAAUGUCCUGGAUGCUCUUUUCAGUGCAGAUAGUAAGGGAAUAUGUCCUGGUGCUGUCAUUCUUCAGGGGAACUCUGGGAAAGGCAAAUCCGUCACUGCACAAAAGAUCAUGUUGGACUGGGCAUCUGGAAGUCUCAGCAGAGAAAACUAUGAUUGUGUUUUUCACUUGAAAUGCAAAGAACUGAACCAGAUUUCUGAAGAGCAGAGUUUGGUGGAGAUCUUGAGCAUCAAUUCUAAUUUAACACCAGAUCAGAUCUUGCAGAUCCUGCAGAUGUCACCAAAGAGAGUGCUGGUCCUCAUCGAUGGAUUUGAUGAACUCAUAGUUUCAUUUGGCGACGCAUCAAAUAAGUUAACAGCAAACGAUGUGUAUAAAAAAGCUCCACCUGAGGCUUCUCUGACGGCCCUGUUGAAGGGUUGCCUUUUGCCCGAAUCUUUCCUGCUGGUCACGACCAGAUCUACAGCUACAGACACUUUGGGCGGUCUGCUUAAGAAACCUCAGCGUUUUACUGAGAUUAUAGGUUUCUCUGAGAGGGAGGUGGAGGAGUACUUCCAGAAGUUCUUUCAGGAUGAGGAGCUCUUCAGGAACGCUUAUGAGUCUGUGAAGGCAAAUGAAACCCUGUUUACUGCCUGUUCCAGUCCUGUUAUCUGCUGGAUCAUCUGCACAGUUAUCAGAGAAAGAUUCAAUGAUGGUACAGAUGUAACAAGCGGUCUGGAAACAACCACAUCCAUAUAUGUUGACUUUGUGUUCACUCUACUGGAGCAUCACUGUCAGGGUUUGAGUGAGUCUGUCCCGACCCUGCUGAAGAGUCUGGGUCAGCUGGCAGAGAGAGGGAUGAUGGAACGACAAGUUCUGUUUGACGAAAAAAGUGCGAAGAAGACAGUUUCAGAUCCAUCUGGCAGUCCAUUCCUGGGCAAGUUCCUCUUUAAAAAAAGAACCCGACAGGAGACGAUGUUCAGCUUCAUGCAUCUCAGCUUUCAGGAGUUUUUUACCGCUCUGUACUACAUCUCACUGGAUGAAAAAGAGUUUCUUAGUAAACUAACAGAGCGGUUCCACUCUCACUGGCAAAGCUACGGUGUGCAGUAUUUGGAUAAGAAUUGUCCACUCAAGUAUGGAUGCCCUGAACUUCAUUUCCUUCCUGUGGUUCAGUUUCUCUGUGGUCUGUGUAAUAAAGAAGUGAGUGACUCGCUCAAGGAAACACACAACGUAUCUGUCCCACCUUCUGUACAAGCACAGUUGGAAGAAUGGAUCCUCUUUAUUAGCUCAAAUAGAGACUAUAACUUAUUACCCUUUGUUCUCCUCUGCCUGUAUGAGCUUCAUGAGAAGGACUUUGUGCAGAAAGCUGUUGAAGCUUGGCAGGAGAUGGACAUGUCAUGGGAUAGUCUGAACAGGACUGACUGCUGGGCGUUGGUGUAUUGCCUGGAGUGUUGUCCUAAGUUCAGAAGCCUGAAUCUUAAUUUUGCAGCAGAAGAGUUGAAGAUGCUUCAGUCUGUGCUGUGCAGGACUCCAGAACUAGAGUUGACAUUGCAAAACCUUACAGACACACAUGUUACUGAUCUGAUUUCAGCUCUUGGAGAAGGAAAGCGACUGGGAGAGUUGCGACUGAACAGCAGCGGUCUGUCAGAUGAAAGCAUGAAGCGGAUUCUUCAUGCUCUACACAAACAGAAGACUGUGGGUGGACUUCAGAUUGCAGUGAAGAACAUCACAGCUGACACCGCCCUCAUCCUGACAGACUUCAUACAGAACACAGAGAAAUGGGAGGAGAUCAGUUUAAGGGUGAGCGCUGGAUGCAAUGAUGCAGAGAGUCUCUGCUCAUCUCUCCGACUCUUUAACACAGAUGGAAACCUUGUGUUGAAUGUGUUGAGGUGGUGUUCAAGCCCACAGAAUGUACCAUCACUUUCAGAAAUCAUUCUGCAAUAUCCACGCUCCGAGAUGUCCAGUAUUAAUCUGAAGAACUUCUUACAGGCCUUCCAUGACAUAAACUGUUUAACGGAAGAGAGGGCAGGUUUUGAUCAACAGGUGGAUUCUCUGUUGUCUCAUCUCUCCUCUGUGUCUGGGUUGAAUGCGAUAAAUCUUUCUGCUCCACUCCUGACUGAGAAAUGGGCGUCCAGAAUCCUUUUCCUCAUCCAGUCCUGCAAAAGUCUGAAAGGGCUUAGUUUUAAUGCUGGUUCAUGGAGCUCUGAUGAUGUGACGUGGCUUCCGGGUCGUUUACCGGAGGAGGGACUGAGGUUACUGAAGGAGUCCCCUAAACAUCCUCAAUGUACUCUAAACAUUAAAGGGUUUAGAUGCGGUAAAUCCACAGACGGCUGCACUCAUCAGACUGAGCAGUUUGAAGAACUUGACUGCAACCAGAGAGUGACUAUUAUAUUCAGUGGGGAGAAUUAUACAGAAGAAAUUUCUCCCCAGAUUAAACUGUGUGACAUUUUGGGAUGAACCAACCCAAUUUUAAUUCAAAUGGAAGACACAAAAAUAAGAUACGAAACAGAAGAGGAAAAGGAGUUGGGGAUU